This is a messenger RNA of Fraxinus pennsylvanica, 1236 nucleotides long. NCBI's taxonomy places the organism in Eukaryota, Viridiplantae, Streptophyta, Magnoliopsida, Lamiales, Oleaceae. The record is from the annotation of a GenBank genome assembly.
AUGCAGAGAAUGUUUGCGGUGAAGUCCCUAAACGCUUCACUAUUCAGAAAACAACCCCAACGAGUUUUUUCUGCUGCGUUUUCUACUUCCUUCCUCUUCGAUGAUACCCAGAAGCAGUUUAAGGAAAGUGUAGCUCAGUUUGCUCAAGAAAAUAUUGCCCCUUAUGCCUCAGAAAUAGAUAGGACAAAUUAUCUUCCUAAGGAAGUUAAUUUAUGGAAACUGAUGGGUGAUUUUAGUCUCCAUGGAAUCACUGCUCCAGAGGAAUAUGGAGGAAUGAGCCUAGGUUAUUUAUAUCACUGCAUAGCUAUGGAAGAAAUAAGUCGUGCUUCAGGGUCAGUUGCCCUUUCAUAUGGUGCACAUUCUAACCUAUGCAUUAAUCAAUUGGUGAGGCAUGGAACCCCUGCGCAGAAAGAAAAGUAUUUGCCAAAGCUAAUCAUUGGAGAGCACGUAGGAGCUCUUGCAAUGAGUGAACCUAAUGCUGGCUCAGAUGUUGUUAGCAUGAAAUGCAAAGCUGAGCGUGUUGAUGGUGGUUACAUUCUGAAUGGGAAUAAGAUGUGGUGCACAAAUGGUCCAAUUGCUCAGACACUGGUUGUCUAUGCAAAAACAGAUGUGGCAGCUCGCUCCAAAGGAAUAACGGCCUUCAUAAUUGAGAAGGGAAUGUCUGGAUUUAGCACUGCCCAGAAACUAGACAAACUUGGGAUGCGAGGAAGUGAUACGUGCGAGCUUGUUUUCGAUAAGUGUUUUGUUCCUGAAGAAAAUGUUCUGGGCCAGGAAGGGAAAGGAGUUUAUGUCAUGUUGUCGGGCCUAGAUCUAGAGAGGCUUGUUUUGGCAGCUGGACCUCUUGGACUCAUGCAGGCUUGCCUUGAUGUUGUUCUUCCCUAUGUUCGACAGCGAGAGCAAUUUGGCCAACCCAUUGGACAAUUUCAACUUAUACAGGGAAAGGUUGCUGACAUGUAUACUUCAUUACAAUCUUCAAGGGCGUAUGUAUAUUCUGUUGCAAGGGAUUGUGACAACGGAAAGAUUGAUCCAAAGGAUUGUGCUGGUGUUAUACUUAACGCUGCUGAAAGAGCUACACAAGUUGCUCUUCAGGCUAUUCAAUGUCUUGGGGGCAAUGGAUACGUAAAUGAAUAUCCGACUGGACGUCUUCUUCGUGAUGCCAAAUUGUAUGAAAUCGGAGCUGGCACCAGUGAGAUUAGACGACUUAUAAUUGGUCGUGCUCUCUUCAAGGAACAGUGA